Messenger RNA from Symbiodinium necroappetens, 742 nucleotides. The record is from the annotation of a GenBank genome assembly. NCBI's taxonomy places the organism in Eukaryota, Dinophyceae, Suessiales, Symbiodiniaceae.
GACUGGCGCUGGUAACAACAAAGGACGUGGCCUCCGAGCAUUUCAAUCGGAGAAGGAUGAGGGACUCAUCCCCAAGAAGAAGACGGAAGAUGAGGCGGUUGAGGCUGCACCUGCCAAAAAGGCACGUGGCCAACAACCAGAUGCAGUCAGCAAGCUAACGCCUCCGUCAAAGCCAAUUUCCAGAUGGUCAGACAGAUUAAGCUUCGAAGAGCAGCUCGAAGAUUUCAUGAAAAUGCCCCGUCGGGGCAUGUAUAAUCGAUACCUCGUUCUUGGAAAGCUCCCACCAGAGCUGCGGACAGGUGAAAACAUUUGGAGACUGAUGCAACCUGUUCAGAAGGACAUCGUGCAGGUGGAGAUGUUGACAUGCUUCGGCAAGCCGGUUGCGCAUGUGACUUUGCGCAGCGCUACCGCAGCCGCAGCCAUGCAUCGCCUGUGCGAGCAGAAUCACAAGAAUCUGACGGUUGCCUUUGCACCGCCUCGAAAGGCCACGACCACCCUGUGGCUAGGGAAUGUGGACGACUUCGUGCCCCGAAAGUCGCUCGAAAGUGUCCUGGCCUCGUAUGGCAAAGUCUUACACGGCUUGCGAUACCUUCCAGCUCGCACAUGUGCAUUUGCUACAUUCGGCGAGGUGAGUAGCUCGAUCGCCGCUAGGAAUAGCCUGUAUGGCUUGGAGGUGCAGAAGAAUCAGUACCUGAACAUCGACUUCGUUGAUGAUGUAGAUGCUCAAGCCGCCCCACCGGAU